Messenger RNA from Sorghum bicolor (sorghum), 1905 nucleotides. Its product is annotated as 3-ketoacyl-CoA synthase 5. Gene Ontology annotation, cellular component: membrane. Gene Ontology annotation, molecular function: acyltransferase activity, transferring groups other than amino-acyl groups. Lineage: Eukaryota; Viridiplantae; Streptophyta; Magnoliopsida; Poales; Poaceae. The record is from RefSeq and is a predicted model, not a curated record. The coding region runs from base 110 to 1573 and encodes 487 amino acids. The transcript has 2 exons. Gene Ontology annotation, biological process: fatty acid biosynthetic process.
AUCACUCCACUCCUCAGCCCACCACACCAGCAAGCAGGCCAGGCCGCUACAACGCACAACGCGACGCGACCGCCGCCUCGGGGUUCGCGCACCACCACCGUAUAGUACCAUGUCCACCAUGGGCUCCUCGGCGCAGCUCAGGCGGCUGAAGCCUCUGUACCAGCUGGUGGUGAACAACAUCCUGGCCAUCGUGGCCGUGCCGCUCGCCGCCUCGGUCCUCCUCAAGGCGGCGUCGCUCGGGCCCGAGGAGAUCCUUGCCCGGGCCCUGGCGCUCCGGCCGGCGCACAUGUUCCUGCUCGCGUUCCUGCCGGCCGCGGCCACGGUGCUGUACCUCAUGCUCCGCCCGCGCGCGGUGUACCUGGUGGACUACGCGUGCUUCCGCACCAACCCCAACUGCCGCGUCCCGUUCGCGACGUUCCUGGAGCACUCCCGCGUGUGGCCGGGCUUCGACGAGCGCAGCGUCCGGUUCAUGACGCGCCUCCUGGAGCGCUCGGGUCUCGGGGAGGAGACUUGCCUGCCGUACGCGCAGCACUACAUCCCGCCGUCGCGUGACCUCGAGUCCUCCCGCGCCGAGGCCGAGCUCGUCAUCUUCUCCGCCAUCGACGACCUGCUCGCCAAGACGGGCGUCUCCCCGCAGGACAUCGACAUCCUGGUCGUGAACUGCAGCCUGUUCGCGCCGACGCCGUCCUUCACGGACAUGAUCAUGCACCGGUACGAGCUCCGCAAGGACGUGCGCAACGUGCACCUCUCCGGGAUGGGCUGCAGCGCGGGUCUCAUCUCCGUGGAGCUGGCCCGGAACCUGCUGCAGGUGGCUCCCCGUGGCGCGCGCGCGCUGGUGGUGUCGACGGAGACCAUCACCCCGAACUACUACAUGGGCAGGGAGCGCGCGAUGCUGCUCCCAAACUGCCUGUUCCGCAUGGGCGGCGCGGCGGCGCUGCUGUCGACCAGCGGCGCCGGGGCGCGGUUCCGCCUGGCUCGCGUGGUGCGCACGCUGCGGGGCGCCUCGGACAGCGCGUACCGCUGCGUGUACCAGGAGGAGGACGACCGUGGCAACGUGGGCAUCAACCUGUCCAAGGACCUGAUGAACAUCGCGGGCGACGCGCUCAAGGCGAACAUCACGGCGAUGGGCCCGCUGGUGCUGCCGGCGUCGGAGCAGCUGCUGUUCGCGCUGUCCUUCAUCGCGCGCAAGGUGCUCAACAACCGGAUCAAGCCCUACAUCCCGGACUUCCGCACGGCGUUCGAGCACUUCUGCAUCCACGCGGGCGGGCGCGCGGUGAUCGACGAGCUCCAGCGGAGCCUCACGCUGUCGGACGAGCAGGUGGAGGCGUCGCGGAUGACGCUGCACCGCUUCGGCAACACCUCCAGCAGCUCCCUCUGGUACGAGCUCGCCUACAUCGAGGCCAAGGGACGCAUGCGCACCGGCGACCGCGUCUGGAUGAUCGGAUUCGGCUCCGGGUUCAAGUGCAACAGCGCCGCCUGGGAGUGCAUCCGCCCCGCCGCCAACGCCGACGGGCCAUGGGCCAACUGCAUCCACCGGUACCCAGUCCACAUUCCCGACGUGCUCAAGCACUGAGCCACCAUCAAAACGAACCGUUGGAACAGUGAUUGGUUGGAAUCUGGGAUCGACGGAGAGGACUUGUCGUGUCAAUUACAUGGGCUCAAGGCGGCGGGGUGGUCGUCAUAAAGGAGGCGGGGUCGGACCAGGCUCCAGUCAGUCAGUCAGUACAUGUGCGCCCGGGGAACGGAACGGAUGUGUUGUGUCUCGGUCCGGGGCGUUUGUAUACUACAUACACUCGUUUCGUGGUGUGAGUGACUUCGUGUCGCGUUGUGUUCACAUUUCUUUAUCUACUCUUAUAAUAUACGUAUGUUUUUCCUAUUUCUUUCAAACUCAUUAUUCAUCCAGUA